CCCUUACUGCGGGUCUCAAGCUCCAUCGCUGGCCUUGACCGGCCACUCCACCGUGCACGUCAGCGCGCGCAGCCCGGGCAGCCCGCCGGAACGAGCUCUGCGCCGUGCGGCGCAGUCGCUGUUGGGCCUGGCAUUGGCGCUGCCUAGGCGCAGUUCCACCCGUGGAAGCUGCGGGCGCAUGGCCCUGGCGGCAGCCACGGCGGUGCCACCCACUACCCAGGAUGCAGGUGUGCUCCUCAUUGAGCAUUUGAAUCUGAACGUGUCCAGCACACAGGUGGCAUUGGAGUUUUACGAGGCGCUCGGCUGCUGCCGCGAUGCGCGUCGGCCAAUGGGCAAGACACUACACAGCAACUGUGGGGCCCUGACUCAGUUCCAUACGCCUUCGCCGGACAACGAAGCCUAUAUCGCAGACGCGGGGCCACAGCAGUGGCGUGGCGUGAUCAGCGUGGCCUACGCCAGCCUGACAGAACUGCAGGAGGCUGUGCAACGGCUUGAGCAGCUGAAGGGACAGGAGCAUUUCAGGGAUUCUCAACUGGAAGUGGGUCCCUGGGAGGAGUCCCAGGAGGAGCUCCAUGUCCGUGGCCCCUACGGCAACCGCUUCCGGCUCCACGUGGCCUCCACCGCGCUGGCGCUGGCGCUGGGCCGCGAUGGCGAACGGUCGCGGCCGGGGAGCGAAGGAAGCCACUGCGUGGGGAUGGAUACCUUGACCCUGGAGGUCCCAGUGGGCACUGCAGAGAGAGCCGCCCAGUUCUACAAGGAGGUGCUGGGCUGCCAACUAGCUACCAGUGGGGACUGUGGUGUGCGGGCCGGCCCUGAGCUGCAGCAGAACCUGCGUUUUCAGGAGGUGGAAGGUUCCACUGGUGCGGAGUUGGGUGAGCACAUGGCCAUCUACGUGGCGGACUUUGAAGGAUGCUUCCAACGGCUCCUGGACCGAGGGCUGAUUUGGGUGAAUCCUCGCUUCGUUCAUUUGGACAAGUCCACCACCCUGGAAGAGGCCUUGCACUACAGCUGCUUUCGCUUCAAAGAUGUGGUGGAUGUGUCUACUGGAGAAAAGUUGUUUGAGCUUGAACAUGAAGUGCGCAACACGCAGCACAAGAGCUGGCCGAUGGCCUGAGUGGAUCAGAAAUCGAUAUGAUAUAAAACAAGGUGCUGUGAGAGCAUCAUCUGCAU
Molecule: messenger RNA, 1170 nt
Organism: Cladocopium goreaui
Lineage: Eukaryota; Dinophyceae; Suessiales; Symbiodiniaceae
Source: the annotation of a GenBank genome assembly